UCAGAUUUACAUUGAAAGUUAGAAAUAACCUUUGUAUUCAUAUCUCAUUAGUUUUCAAAAAAUACUUAACCUUUAUAUUAAAAAAAUAAAUUGUAUAUCAGUUUUUACAGCAAUGGGGAAGGGAACGAAGUACGAACUUAAUUCAGUUGAAAAUGAAGAUAUUCAAGAGUCAAAAACUGAUAUUUCUACAAGUAAAAGUGAAACUGAGUUGAUUGCUUCAGCAGAGUCAAGAGAUGCAUGGGGAAACAAAGUGGAAUUUAUACUAGCAUCCAUCAGUUUAGCAGUUGGAUUGGGUAGUAUUUGGAGGUUUCCAUAUUUGUGCCAAAAAAAUGGAGGAGGAGCAUUUCUGAUACCAUACUUUGUUAUGAUGAUAAUUGAAGGGUUACCACUAUUUUUUAUUGAAUUUGCUAUUGGUCAGAGAUUUCGUAGAGGUGCUAUUGGAUGUUGGAGUAAGAUUCAUCCUGCUUUAUUGGGAAUAGGAAUUUCAAGCUUGAUAAUUUCCUUUUUACUAUGUAUAUACUAUAUAGUUGUGAUCGGUUGGUCUUUUUAUUAUAUGUUUGUCUCAUUUACAAAAACAUUACCAUGGCGAAAAGAAGACUGUCCUGAAUAUGAUGCGUUUAAAAACUUAACAAAUAUUUGUAAGCAACAAAAUUCAAUGAGCAAAGCAUGUAAUGAAACACGUGAUUUUCCUCAAUGCUGCGUACAUGAUCCUCAACUUUAUUAUUUUUUUAUCAAGUUUCUUGAUGUUUCUCCUGGAAUCGAGGAUCUUGGGGAUGGAAUUCAGUGGAAAAAUCUUGGAUGUCUUGCACUUUCAUGGGUUAUUGUGUUUAUAUGCAUAGCUAAAGGUGUGAAGAGCAGUGGAAAGGCUGUAUACUUCACUGCAACUUUUCCAUAUGUCAUAUUACUUGUUUUGUUUAUUGUCGGUGUAAGGUUGAAAGGAGCUACGAACGGACUAAAACAAUUGUUUUAUCCUAAGUUUGACAAGCUUCUAGAUCCUGAAAUAUGGAUGGAUGCAGCCACACAGAUGUUUUUUAACCUGAGUUUAGGGUUUGGUGCACUUGUAUCAUUUGCUAGCUACAACCCACUUCGUAGUAAUUGCAUAAAGGAUGCAUACAUUGUUGUUUUAGUGAAUUUUUUUACAGCUAUUUUUUCAGCAAUGGUUGUGUUUUGUAUAUUGGGCUAUCGCGAAGCUCAUCUUGGAAAAUCUGCUGAAACGAUUGGUAGUGGACCUGGUUUGGCCUUUAUCACAUUUUGUGAUGUUUUCUUGGAACUUCCUUUCCCUCAAGCAUGGGCUGCUUUCUUUUUUUUCAUGCUUAUUUUACUUGGCAUUGGUUCUGAAUUCGGAACAUUGGAAGGAGCUAUUGCACCAUUUUAUGAUAUGAAGUGGGUUUCUAUACGAAAGGAAAUAUUUACAGGGAUUGUCAUCUUGGUUUUGUUGGGAUGUGGCUUAGGCUUGGUAUCAUCAAGUGGUUAUUAUGCUUUUCAACUUUUUGAUGAUUAUUGUGUUUCACUUGGUCUGCUGUUUAUUACGUUUUUUCAAACUGUCGCUGUUUCAUGGGUGUAUGGUAAUGAUAGGUUUGCAGAUGAUCUAGAAUUUAUGACUGGUUCUCGUCCAAAUAUAUUUUGGAUGGUUUGUUGGAAAUACAUAUCACCAUUUGCUAUAUUGGUUAUCUUUUUUACUAAUUUUUAUAAGCUAGCAACUACUACUGCUACAUAUAAAGCAUAUGUUGGCUGUCCACAGCAAUUAACUGACUACUCGCCUCAUAGCAAAGGAGUAGAAGGUUCACUGGCGGACAUUGAAUACCCUUGGUGGGGGAAAAUUUUUAUCUUUAUAAUGAUAUUUUCAACUAUGGCGCCUAUACUUAUAUCAUUAGCAGUUGGGUUUUAUAAGAAUCCUAAACAAAUGUUGCAGGGGAUUAACAAGAAACUUAGAAACAUUUAUGAAUACCAUCCUGAUCCUCGUCGGGUUGAUGUAACUCGACAGAAAACAAAAUCAAAAAUACAGAUGGAAAUUCUUGCUGACAUAGAAACUGAUAAUAAAUAAUUUUAUAAUUUGUUAAAAAAAAAUUUUUUUAAUUUAAAA
Molecule: messenger RNA, 2083 nt
Organism: Hydra vulgaris (swiftwater hydra)
Lineage: Eukaryota; Metazoa; Cnidaria; Hydrozoa; Anthoathecata; Hydridae
Product: sodium- and chloride-dependent GABA transporter 1
Biological process (GO): sodium ion transmembrane transport
Cellular component (GO): plasma membrane
Source: RefSeq, a predicted model, not a curated record